Molecule: messenger RNA, 804 nt
Organism: Rhodamnia argentea
Lineage: Eukaryota; Viridiplantae; Streptophyta; Magnoliopsida; Myrtales; Myrtaceae
Product: beta-amyrin 6-beta-monooxygenase-like
Exons: 4
Coding region: 211-690 (159 amino acids)
Biological process (GO): sterol metabolic process
Molecular function (GO): iron ion binding; monooxygenase activity; heme binding
Source: RefSeq, a predicted model, not a curated record
GGAAGGAAACGACGCGAAUGCGAGGGACUUCUUGUCUCGAUGGCUUCUUGAUGGAGAUGAUGACGGGACCAUUUUCUACGACAUAGAUGCUACCAACAAGAUCAUGGGUUUGCUCAUUGCGGCUAUGACACCACCAGGACUUCGAUCUCCGUCGUAGGGAACUAUUUGGCUCAAUUUCCUCACAUCUAUGAGCGGGUUCGUCAAGAACAAAUGGAGAUUGCCAAAUCUAAGGGUCUAGAUGAAUUACUUAACUGGGAUGACAUUCAGAAUAUGAAGUAUCCUUGGAACGUGUCGUGUGAGUCGAUGAGGUUGUUACCACCUGCACAAGGAUCAUAUAGAGAGGCAACGAUGGAUUUCACUUUUGCUAGUUAUACAAUUCCAAAGGGAUGGAAGACAUUUUGGACGGUGUACUCAACGCACAAGAACCCCAAGUACUUUCCCGAUCUUGAGAAAUUUGAUCCGUCAAGAUUCGAAGGAAACGGACUUGCACCUUUCACCUACGUUCCCUUUGGAGGAGGACCUCGCAUGUGCCCGGGAAAAGAGUAUGCAAGGCUCGAGAUACUCGUUUUCAUGCACAAUCAGGUGACCAAAUUUAAGCUCGAGAAGGUCAUACCAGACAAGAAGUUUAUCUAUGCUCCAUCGCCGGUUCCGGUCGAAGGUCUUCUUAUUCGCCUCCUACCCCACAACUAGAUAGCUUCGAGCAGUUUAAUUUCAAAGCUUAACUCCAGCAGCAGCCGCCCAAAAUAGUAUCUGAUCAUUGUCUAUGUAUGUCUAUGAUGUUAACUUUGCUCUAUUCAACUCAUA